Molecule: messenger RNA, 537 nt
Organism: Leishmania mexicana MHOM/GT/2001/U1103
Lineage: Eukaryota; Euglenozoa; Kinetoplastea; Trypanosomatida; Trypanosomatidae
Product: putative ADP-ribosylation factor
Exons: 1
Coding region: 1-537 (178 amino acids)
Biological process (GO): vesicle-mediated transport; intracellular protein transport
Cellular component (GO): cytoplasm
Molecular function (GO): GTP binding; GTPase activity
Source: RefSeq, a predicted model, not a curated record
AUGGGAGGCUGGCUGUCGUCGCUACUGGGGAAGAAGGAGGUGCGUAUCCUCAUGGUCGGUCUUGAUGCCGCCGGUAAGACCACCAUUCUGUACAAGCUGAAGCUCGGCGAGGUCGUGACCACCAUCCCGACCAUCGGGUUCAACGUCGAGACACUCGAGUACAAGAAUCUGAAGUUCACCAUGUGGGAUGUCGGUGGCCAGGACAAGCUUCGCCCGCUGUGGCGCCACUACUAUCAGAACACGAAUGGCAUCAUCUUCGUGGUCGAUAGCAACGAUCGUGAUCGUGUGCGCGAUGCCAAGGCGGAGUUGGAGAAAAUGCUCGUUGAGGACGAUCUCCGCGCCGCGACGCUGCUUGUGUUCGCCAACAAGCAGGAUCUGCCGAAUGCCAUGAGCACGACAGAGGUGACAGAGAAGCUUGGCCUACAUGCCCUGCGCCAGCGCAACUGGUACAUUCAAGGCUGCUGCGGCACCACCGCUCAGGGUCUCUACGAGGGUCUCGACUGGCUUUCUGCCAAUAUCAAGAAGUCCAUGAACUGA